Messenger RNA from Dreissena polymorpha, 663 nucleotides. RefSeq names its product complement C1q tumor necrosis factor-related protein 5-like. The record is from RefSeq and is a predicted model, not a curated record. Lineage: Eukaryota; Metazoa; Mollusca; Bivalvia; Myida; Dreissenidae. Gene Ontology annotation, molecular function: protein binding. The transcript has 2 exons. Bases 1 to 663 code for a protein of 220 amino acids.
AUGUGGAGUGUGCUUGCGUCUUGCGUAACCGUGGUCAUGUUUGGGACCUCAUUGGCUGUAGAGCCAUCGUGCCCCGUAUGCUCUAAGUAUGAGUAUGAGGUUAAACUGUUGGAACGCGUACUCAGCAAUGAAAUGGCAUUGGCAAACACAUUGAAUAAAAUAACAGAAACACGUGCAAAAGUUGAGGACUCUUUGAAAUCGAUACAGGCGGAAAAUGUGAAACUGAACAACGCCAUGCUCUCACUGGAAGUCAUGAAAGGGCCACUCGUAAUGUUUCACGCUCGGCACCUUGAUGGUCAAUAUACAUACGCUGCAAACCAAGACGUUGUGUUCAAGACCGUUUUAGCCAACGAAGGUGGAGGCUAUGAUCCUAACACUGGGCACUUCAAGGCGUCUGUAGCUGGAGUUUACAUGUUCACGGUGCAGUACUGUCCCUUUACGAAAAAGUAUGGUUGCUUUGGCAUCGUCCAUGAUGGAAAGCCAUUGCAGAGAUCAUUCCACUAUGAGACAGACAGUGCUGUCUGUGUCAGCAUGCAGGCCUUCGCUAAAGUUGCCAAGGGAGACAGGGUCUGGGUGCGUGGUUCGUACGUAACAAGCGAAAUCUACAGUUACGAAGGCGAAAGAUGGAGCGGAUUUGCUGGGUUACUGAUCCGUGUGUUAUGA